UUUCGUAGUGUCAACGAUAAAUCAACGGAAGUCAUGCGGUACCUGGAGCUGCUCACGUUCACCGUAUUCGCGGUGGUGUCUGUACAAGCAUCAAAUUAUAGGAACGAAAUGGACGUGGGUUUAGCUCGCCUCUUCUCGAUCACGGUGGCCGAAGCCGAAUCGUGCCUUCGUGACACGGGAACAACGGAGGACGAUAUGAGAAAUUUGCAACGUCUUGUUACGAAAGAAUUAACUGAAAGAAUUGAUCAAGAAGGCGUGAAAAGAGCCAGCCGCGCCUUGGUGUGCUGUGCUCAGUUAGAAGGAACGAUGGUGGGACCGAAGAUUCAAAUGUCGAAAGUCCACGUAAUCAUUGAUAACAUGGGUGUACCACCAGAAGUGAAGUUGCCGCUACUCAGAAUUAUGACCGAAUGCAACAACGAAGUGACACAAAUCACCGUAGAGACCGACGUGAUGGUGGAAUUUCUAAAGUGUACGGUGGCUAAGUGCCGAGUUAUCUUCGAUUCCGAAGUUUAAGAAAUGUACCUAUUCAAGAAACGAUCUUUUUACAUGUAACGAUUUGUUAAUCGCUAAAUAAAUUGUGUUUUCUUCAUUAAUUA
Molecule: messenger RNA, 596 nt
Organism: Dufourea novaeangliae
Lineage: Eukaryota; Metazoa; Arthropoda; Insecta; Hymenoptera; Halictidae
Exons: 5
Coding region: 34-513 (159 amino acids)
Molecular function (GO): odorant binding
Source: RefSeq, a predicted model, not a curated record